Molecule: messenger RNA, 6860 nt
Organism: Camponotus floridanus (Florida carpenter ant)
Lineage: Eukaryota; Metazoa; Arthropoda; Insecta; Hymenoptera; Formicidae
Gene: Nhe2
Product: probable Na(+)/H(+) antiporter nhx-9
Exons: 18
Coding region: 1434-4547 (1037 amino acids)
Biological process (GO): regulation of pH; proton transmembrane transport; sodium ion transport
Cellular component (GO): membrane
Molecular function (GO): sodium:proton antiporter activity
Source: RefSeq, a predicted model, not a curated record
AGAGACGAGGGUAGUUGGAGAGCGAGACAGGGGAGAAGGCGAAUCGAGCCCUAUAUCCACCGUCACCCGGUAUAUUUAUCGCCGCCUCGUCGACGACGAGGGCGACGAGGACGGGGGCGACGGCGCCAACGCGCGUUUUCGGCAGCGCGCCUUCCCGUAAUGGAACGCUCGGCGUUAUCGGCGUCGUCGCCGUCGCUAUCGCCCCACGCCACCUCAGUACGCGGCCGUGCGGUGCUGCUGUGCGUCGACCGGUCGAUAGAGACACCGGCGAAGGUGCGACGUUUAUACGUUCGGUUCGAUGAGCCGUUCGCUCGUACUUUAUCAUAAUGCGAUACGUUGGCGUUAUCGUCGUCACGCUUCUUCCUGUUCCUCCACCACGUCGUCGUCUUCGGGCCGUCGCGGCCGCGCGUCGAUCAGCCUCGCGCUCGCCGCCGGGCGAGCCCGCCGUCAAGACUUGAGAACGUCGCCGUUAUUCGCGAGCGGCGCGUAAGACGUGCAGCGUCGCUCGAGAGCGACGAGCACCUGACCAUCGUUUCCUCGUCGCUUCGGAGACGCGACGUGUCGUCCGAUCGGUCGCAAUCGCGUCACACGAGGCAUCGAAGCUAUGUUAGUUUACAUUCGCUCGCACAUGCCGAAGCAAUCGUGAGGACGGUCCAAGAUUCCGAGCCAAGAGACGGCUGCUCUUGGCUCCUGUAAUCGCGAUCGCGGCCGAGUCUUCAUUCAGUCUCGGACCAGGUGCGAGUAUCCCCGACGUUAGUGAUCGACGACGCUCCGUCGACGCCGUUCUUUCGAUGCUUUUUCGCGCAUCGAGGAACAUGGAGCGCCAGCUGUCAUCGUAGCGCGCGGUGUUUCUUGGCGCCGAAGCAGUUCCGUACUCGAUCGCCGGAGCGAUCGCAAUGAAAUGAUUUAGCUUCGUUGUUCCCUAAAACAUUAUAUCCUCGCGUGUUACGAAGACUGCAUUAGCUUUUGAAGGAGAGAAAAGAAUAGAAGGAAGGUCUUUUCCAAAGACCCGGGAAAUUGUCCGAGGAAAGGAAGAGAGAAAAUUUCUCCACUCGAAGCGGAUCAACGUGCCGUAUAGCGUGACCCAGGAAACGAUCACGCUGCGGGGACACGCGCGGGACGUGGCGUUGGGUGGCGGGGCGCGUAUGUGUGUGAUCGCCCUCGGAGGGUAGCGAGCUCAUCGAAGGUAAACCGCCCCUGUCCGCUCCGCUACGCGGUGAGAUUAGGGGAGCCAGUCGCGGGGGGAGUCGUAACGUAUAACGCGCGAGCGUGUGCUCGUCGUGUACUCCCGGUGGUUCCCUUCUGAUGGUACAGCGAGCGGCAGUAGUGACUCACCGGCGACGGACGAACGCGGACGACGGCGCGGACAGGCGUCCACAACAGGAGCACCGUCGUCGUCGUCGUCGAUCCGUCGACUCGUCGAGGCAGGCGACAUGGGCCUCGCCGCGAUGAUCAUUCCCGUGCUCCUCGUCGCCGUGCUCUGCUGUCCGGGAUGCGGCCGCACCGCGCUUGCUCGCUUCCACGAGUACGGAGCCGCGGAGCGAAUCCCGGCGGAGAAGGAUGCCGCGCCGCACGGGCCGCAGAUCGACACCGCCGAAUUUUCCGGCGACCUCUACGGCACGUAUCCCGGCAUGGACUUCGGACCCAUGGGCCCGGUCCCCCGCUCGGUGAACGAGCCCACCCUGCGCAGCCUCUCGUCGGGCAGCGACGCCGCGCAACAUCCUGAGGGCUCGCAGCAGCUCGCCGCUCCCUCCGGUGCCUCUUCCUUGGAUCAAGGCGUUGAGCAGUCGCCGAAGCCCGAGUACCACAUUAUCAGCGUCGAAUUUCCGCGCGUCGAGACGCCGUUCGUCAUCGGGAUAUGGAUCUUCUUCGCGAGUCUCGCGAAAAUCGGCUUCCACAUGGCGCCGAAGUUCAGCAAGAUCUUCCCGGAGUCCUGCUUGCUGAUCACCGUCGGCGUAAUCGUCGGCCUCCUGCUGUUCCAGGCGAGCAGCGUCCACGUGUCGCCGCUGACCCCUGACACGUUCUUCUUGUACAUGCUGCCGCCCAUCAUCCUAGACGCCGGCUACUUCAUGCCCAAUCGGCUGUUCUUCGACCAUCUCGGAACGAUACUGCUGUUCGCCGUCCUUGGGACUAUAUUUAAUACGAUGUCGAUAGGUGCGUCACUAUGGUUAUUGGGCAAAAGUGGCAUGUUUGGCUGUGAAACGCCUAUUCUCGACAUGUUUCUAUUCUCGGCGUUGAUCAGCGCCGUCGAUCCCGUAGCAGUGUUGGCAGUCUUCGAGGAGAUCCAUGUAAAUGAGAUACUUUACAUCGUCGUAUUCGGAGAAAGUUUAUUGAACGAUGCUGUCACUGUCGUGCUCUAUCACAUGUUCGAGACGUACAGCGAGAUGGGCCCUUCCAGGAUUAUUUACACGGAUGUGCUAGCGGGUUUAGCCUCGUUCUUGGUGGUGGCGAUCGGCGGGGUAUUCAUAGGUAUAGUUUGGGGUUUCGCUACGGGCUUCGUGACCAGAUUUACUUAUCAAGUGCGCGUGAUUGAGCCGAUCUUCAUAUUCGUGAUGGCGUACUUGGCUUACCUCAGCGCGGAGAUCUUCCACUUAUCCGGUAUAUUGGCAAUAACCUUCUGCGGCAUUACUAUGAAAAAUUAUGUCGAGGCCAAUAUAUCACACAAGUCCCAUACGACAGUCAAGUAUACAAUGAAGAUGCUGUCGAGUAGCUCAGAGACAAUCAUUUUCAUGUUCCUUGGUGUCGCCACAGUGAACAAUACUCACAACUGGAACACAUGGUUCAUCGUCAUGACGAUACUCUUCUGCUCCAUUUAUCGAGUUGUGGGCGUGAUAGUGCUCACGGCGCUGGCAAACCAGUUUCGGUUGCACAAAUUGGACAAAGUGGAGAAGUUUGUGAUGUCCUAUGGCGGCUUACGCGGCGCCGUGGCAUUCGCUUUAGUGCUUCUCAUAGAUCCCAAACACGUAUCCCUACAGCCCAUGUUCGUCACCACCACUAUCGCCGUCAUCUAUUUCACCGUGUUUAUUCAGGGAAUCACCAUCAAACCCCUCGUCAGGAUUCUCAAUGUCAAGAGAGCUGAGAAGAGGAAGCCGACAAUGAACGAGAGAAUCCAUGAGAGGAUAAUGGAUCAUACGAUGGCAGGUAUCGAGGAUAUUCUGGGAAAACACGGCAACUACCACGUGCGAGAUAAAUUCAAACGAUUCGACACUAGAUUCAUCCGACCUUAUCUCGUGAGAAAUCAUUGUGGCGCUGAACCGAAAAUUUUAGAAACUUAUUCGAAACUGGCGAUGAAGGAUGCAUUGGAUUACAUAAGAAGAAAUGCCUCUACUAUUGGCAAUAUUAGCGGCACCGAGAGCAUGUCAGCGAUAUUUCGCAAUUACAGUAAUACCGGACAAUUUAACGGAAGUCCCAGCUGUAGCCAACUCGAGACUGGAUGGAAUAUCGAUCUUCAGGAACUCGAGUACAAUCCUUCCAAAAAAGACUUAACGGACGCGAGAAUUCAUCAUUUACUCGCCGAAGAGCUUUGUAAACCAUACAAAAGGCAUCGGCGUUUGAGCUACAGUCGACAUGCAGUAAAUGAUCGCGAUUUGUCAACACAAGUCAAUUACAAAAUGCACAUGAAUAUUCGACGGAUGAUGGGAGAACACAAGCAUCGCCAUAAACGCAGCAAAAAAUUGCUUAAAGAUGGCAAACAAAAUCAUGUCAGUUUCCCAGAAUUUCAACAAAAUGGCUCGACAAAAUUAUUUACACAAGAUUACAUCAAUGGCGUGCUGUACGAGUUAGAAGACGGAGAGACCUCAAAGCCUUCCAGCAAAGAGGAUUGGGAUUCGGCAAUCACGUUCACCGCACGAACGUCCGAUUCGCCCAAUGUAAACGCGGACAAUCAACACGCUACCACUGCUACGACGUCGAUGGAUACAAUAAAUACGGACGAAGGAGAUUUGAAAAUAGGACGCGACGGCGCAGAAGGUUACAGGGUAACCACCCCCACGGCCACGGAAACCAUGUUACCGUGGAAACGUGAGGACGAUUAUGAGUCAGGUCAUCCAAUCAAGCAGAACGAAUUUCCAGCUUGGUGCUCCAAUAAAGAAUACCUCGCCUAUAGCUCGCCUUCUGCCACUUUCUUAGGUGGGAUCGAACAGCCGAAAGUCCAAUCCGUGAUUGGCCUAUUUCGACGUGAGAGCGUGUGCACGCCCGACAGUAUCGAUUGCCAGGAGACCGUCGACGAGGCGGACGAGACGGACGAGUACACCCCCGCUAAAAUGGAUUCCCCCGUUAAAACCAAGGGCAACCCGAGGGUGCCCGCAAGACGAAGAGUGUCGAUGAUGGAGCUCGGCUCCGCCGAGCGGACGCUGUCGCUGGACAAGACAGCAACAGACGACGGUUCUCACUCUUUGCCAGAUUGUUGGAGCGCUCAGAGAAUGCGUCUUAACUCCUUCGCCUGUUCGUCCGCUCAGAUGCCGAGCUUGUCGACCGCUCUGAUCACCUCCUCCACGUCGGAAUCGUCGGAGGAUGUGGAGGACGAGGAGGAAGAGGAGAAGGCUUGACGCUUGGGGGUCGUCGCCGAGGAGCGACAGUCUGUCUAUGCGGACAUCGAUCGUCGACGGCGUCGACCCUUCCGACGACCGUCACGACAUUCGUUGCUCACCUCGCUCCUGCGACGCCCAAGUGCCCCCGUUUGAGAGGACCUGCCCUUGACAAGCCGCCUUUUGCAGGAGGAAACUUAUUGCGAGUCGCGGCCCGAAUCUCGUUGACGCGUCCUGCUUUGUAAUUGUUUAAAUCGCGAGAAGCGAUGAAUAAAUUUCAGAAAGGAUAAUGUGCAACGGGAGAUGAAAAAUGUUUUCGAUUUGGAUUUUGUACGAGAAGAAAUAUAUUUAUAAGGAAACGCGAAAACGCGCGCUGAUUAGAAAAAGUCUACGCGAGGAAGAAGAAAAGAGAAGAGAUAUUUUUCUAAAAGUUAAGUAAUAAGUUUCUCCGCUUUUAUAACACAAUAAAUCUUAUUAAAGGGAUCUUUUGCUUGCGUUAGAUACUCUGAUCGCUACGCGAAUUGGAAGGAAACGGAAUGAUAAGUACGAAGAUAGGGAAAUUUCAAUCACCAUUAUUUUUCCUGCAAAAAAUUAUUAUUCGCGAAAUCGAAGGCGCUUGUCGAGAGCAAAGGCUUAUUGCUAAAUCCGUAAGGACUAUCUUGGAAUCGUGGCCUUAAGGACUGUGGAAGUACUUGAACAAAAUUCAUAUUUGUCAGUGUUAUCGAUAAAUAUCUUGUGGAAAAGUCAUCGCGCCCCACCGCAAAUGACUUGUCUCAAGACUUACCACGAGUUCCUUCUCUCGGAGGUUGAUUCGACGAUGAACUCACUCUGCGAUUGCAUUGUCCGAUCAUCGCUGCUAUGUGCUUCGUGGUUAGAUUAUCAACUUGAAAUUAUAUGCGCAAAAUCGGACGAGAAUUGCAUUUGUUGCAAUCAUUUGAUUAAAAUAAAAGUGAACUAUACUGUUCGUUUAUGGACCAAGUUGUUAGUCUGAUCGCAGCUUCUAGCAUUAAGUGUGUCGCGUCCCGUUAUUACGGUUUUUGACGCAUGUACGCACGCAUGACACGCAGUACGCCGCGGUAUAAGUAAUAUUCUAUAGCGGCGCAUCUUCAGUCGUAUUUAGGAAAUUUCUUUUUUUAAGCGAACAAUUGCGCGAUAUUGAAUCAAUUACCAUUAUAUAGAACCAGCGCGAGUGAGAUGCAUAGCGUGUGCGCCGUUCUCCUUUCGAGUAUGGCCUUAAAAAAUUUUUCCUGUAAAAAAUGGAUACUCGCGUAUAAUAUGGUGCAUGUGGUGCGUAAUACACUGUUACGACACAUUGUUAACAUCGGCACCGCGGCACCACUCGGUCAAUAUUUAGCGAAAAAACAACAGCAUGUACAUACAAAUUUUCUUAGAAAAAAUAUGCUAGAAAAUUGCCGGCAUUCUCAUCGUCAUUUUCUCAAUAGCAUCCUCAUCCUUACUAUUUUUGUUAACAUUUAGUAUUAUUUCCUCGCUUUAGAAAGAGAAAGAAAAAAGAGGCACAAAAUGCGACAGAAAUAGAGUAUUUGGUAUUCUAGUUAUUAUUGUUAAACUUGUUACUCUAUCUCGCUAGUAAUGAUACUAGUUCUACUAAUUAAUAAUUAAUAAUACGAUUAUAUAGUCAUCGCUCAGCGUAGAACAGGAAGCGGAAACGCGUCCAGCUCUGCUCUACAUUUCAAAAGUCGAGGGGAACGUCGACAGAAAUCUUUGAGAUAAUUGAGAUAAUUGACUUUAUCAAAAUAUUGUCAAAAAUAUUACAUAAUAGAGUUAUAUAUAUUAAACGAGAUUGUCUCGCGAAUAAUGGAACCUUGUCAUCGAUUCUGAAAAAUUUCACAUGUGGAAAAUGAAAUCGCGAUAUUUCUUAUUUGUUUUUUGUAUCACUUAUAAUGAUAAACAGCAAUUUUAUUACCGUCAUAAUUAGCUUGGACUUUUAAUAAAACCGAGUCCCUUUUAAUCUUUGACUAUUACUCCAUGAUUCUUGGAGACAUUUUUAUACGCUUAUACUUUUGCCUAGACGAUAUUGCAAAGCACUUAAUUGAGUAUACAUAAUCUCUGAUAUUGAAUCACUUUCGCACAAGGAUGACAGGGUAAUAUAAGUUUGCUUUUUCAAAGGAAAAUAAAACAAAACAAAAAUGAAAAAUUUUUUCCGACGAUAGAUAGGAAUGAUUUUGCAUGAAUAUAUUGGGAGUUCCCCUCGCAUGGAAUAUUCCUUGCGGCCUUUAGUUACUUAGACCGGGUAAAAAACGUCAGACUAGUUUUUAGGUGCUAGUCUCAACGCUGUUGAUUUGUUAAAAGGAAAAUAAAUGUUUAUUUCUUAAA